Molecule: messenger RNA, 1918 nt
Organism: Solanum lycopersicum (tomato)
Lineage: Eukaryota; Viridiplantae; Streptophyta; Magnoliopsida; Solanales; Solanaceae
Product: 26S proteasome non-ATPase regulatory subunit 12 homolog A
Cellular component (GO): proteasome regulatory particle, lid subcomplex; cytoplasm
Source: RefSeq, a predicted model, not a curated record
CAUAACUACUCCUACAAGAAAACUACAAAUAAAAUAAUAUAAAACACUCGAAAGUAAAUUUUACAAGUCUUCAGACUCUCUCUCUCUCUUUUAGGGUUUCUGAGAAUCGAUCUCAAUCGAACUCCGAAAAAAACUCAAUAAUCAAUAUGGAAGGUGAUGGGAAAUUGGAGGCGCAAAUUGAGGUGCUUCUGAAUGUAGAGAAGCAGAUGAGGCAAGCUGGCGAUGUCGCUGCUACUAGAAAAGCAGCUAUAGACAUUCUUCAGCUUUGCUUCGAAGCUCGCGCAUGGAAAACUUUAAAUGAACAGAUUGUUCUAUUGUCUAAGCGCCGUGGACAAUUGAAACAGGCUGUACAGGCCAUGGUCCAACAGGCCAUGCAAUACAUUGACCAGACGCCCGAUCUUGACACCAAGAUAGAACUUAUCAAAACACUGAACAGUGUGUCUGCUGGAAAGAUAUACGUUGAGAUUGAGAGAGCUCGCUUGAUUAAGAAGCUCGCAAAGAUUAAAGAAGAACAAAAACUCAUAGGCGAGGCUGCUGAUUUGAUGCAAGAAGUUGCUGUUGAAACCUUUGGAGCGAUGGCAAAAACUGAAAAGAUAGCCUUUAUUCUUGAACAAGUUCGUCUAUGCUUAGAUCAUAAAGAUUAUGUUCGUGCUCAAAUUCUCUCGAGAAAGAUCAAUCCCAGAGUGUUUGAAGCUGAUCCAUCUAAAGAAAAGAAGAAAGCAAAGGAGGGUGAAAAUGUGGUUGAGGAACCUGCUGCAGAUAUUCCGUCACUGCCAGAGUUGAAGCAGAUCUACUAUCAAUUAAUGAUUAGGUAUUACUCACAUAGCAAUGAUUACCUUGAAAUAUGUCGCUGUUACAAGGCUAUAUAUGAGAUCCCUUCCGUGAAAGAAGACCCAGCACAGUGGAUACCAGUUCUGAGGAAAAUUUGCUGGUACUUGGUAUUGUCUCCCCAUGAUUCUAUGCAAUCAAGUCUUCAUAACUCAACUUUGGAGGACAAAAAUCUUUCAGAAAUUCCUCAUUUCAGGCUGCUUCUGAAGCAAUUGAUUACCAUGGAAGUCAUUCAGUGGACUGCUUUAUGGAACACAUUCAAGGAUGAGUUUGAAAAUGAGAAGAAUAUGCCUGGUGGCACUUUGGGGGACAAGGCUGCUGAAGACCUCAAACUGAGAGUUAUUGAGCACAACAUCCUUGUCGUCUCAAAAUACUACUCAAGAAUAACCUUGAAGAGGCUGGCUGUUUUACUGUGCCUCGAUAUUCAGGAAGCGGAGAAGCACCUAUCUGAAAUGGUUGUAUCAAAAGCUUUGGUUGCUAAAAUAGACAGACCUAUGGGUAUUGUCUGUUUCCAACCCCCAAAAGACAGCAAUGAUAUCUUGAAUUCUUGGGCGUCUAAUUUGGAGAAGCUGCUUGACCUUGUCGAAAAGAGUUGCCACCAGAUCCACAAAGAAACAAUGGUGCACAAAGCUGCUUUAAAGGCUUAGAAGACUUUGAUCGGACAACUCUACUGGUAGGAGCCAAGCCGAGCCUCACAUCAAUUAUAGCAAUUCCGGUCUGGACGUUCAUUGUGACAAAGUUGAAAUCCUUUUUGCAGUACUCUCUAUUCUGAGAAACAAGCAACAAGAGCAAAAACUCGCAAAUCUUGAUUCCUCUGCCUGUACUAUCACGAUUUGCCUGCUUGCUUUUCUCGUUGUCGGAGUUUCAUUUUCUUCCCCCAUUUUGUAUCUUUAUCUGACGUUUCUCCGCAUGAUUUAUUCAUUGUGAUCAGCAAAAAUUUAGGUUUGAUGCCAAGAGAUCAGAGAUGUCAAGUUCCAUUAAUUGCUUAUUUACUCAUCAUCACAUUCAUUAGCGCUGUAGUUUUAUUUUGUAAUGCAUCCUUCUUUAGGGGUUAGCAAAAGGAAAAUGGCUUUCUUUUCCCCUUUUAAAA